CGCCGCCGGCUAGUGACUCCUACCGGUUAGUCGCGGUACAGCUGUUCCGUACGUGUGUGCGUUGAUUGUCGACCGUGCGAGUGUCGUAUCAACCGCACUUGUUCAUCAAUUUGUUCGCUUAUCGUUUAUUUUUUUACUAACAACCGUUUUCGUUGUCGUGAUAACGUCCAGUUUCCCCCCGAGAUCGAUAUCAUUGUUUGCGGUUGUGCAUUACGUUCCCGAUUGUUGCGCGGGCGGACGACAAUGCGCGCUUUCGAAUGUGCUUGAUUCGACCGCAUACAUCCGAGACGGUCACGUGUUGUUUAUUGGUAUGGAACCGACGACCGAGAAGAAAUGAAAGCCAUACCGGAGAAAACGGUUUCCCAAGACAAUGUAAACGCUGACGUUGCGAACGUCGGCGAACGCGGCGCGAUCGCGGAUUACGACGGAAGCGUGAUCGUAAUUUAUUCGUCCGCGGAAUCCGAGAACGAUGAAGUGGAGUCGGGCGAAAAGAACCGUAUCGGAAAAUUAGAGGACGGAGAGGAAGAAGAAAACGGCCAGCGGCGCAGCAAAUCCAAGAAAAAGCACAAGAAACACCAUCACAAGCACCAUCACGAUCCGUCUCAUAUACGGAAGAAGCAUAAGAAACGUAACAAACAGGUGAGUCCAAUAUUUCUAUGGGCCCAAAAAAGGGAGUCUGAAAUCGUGAAGGUGGUGUGCGAAGAUUAUGAUCCACAUAACCGCCUUAGACUGGUGAAGACCGGCGGUGUGUGGACGUCGAAACCCAGGUCCAAAGUAUUGGCAGCGGCCCAAUCACGUUCCACCGUUUGUAAUUACGAAAACGAAUCGCAAAAAGAUACCGACGAAGAGUCGGUACAAGAGUUGGAAAAACAACCAAAAGAAAAACCAAAAGAAAAGCCCGAAAAGAAGAAGAAGAAAAAACAUGGAGUGGAUGUGAAUGAAAAUUCGAUCGACUUUUCCGACAAUUCAUGCAGUGAGGAGGACGAAAAAGAACAGAGAGCUCGAAUCGAACGAGCACUUGAAAUGAUCGACCAAGAUUCUACGCUCAUUGAAGGUGUACAGACUACCUUACCCGCGGUCGAGACGGGUGAAAUUAAAUUACCGGAAGGCACGACGAUUCAUCAGGUCAAGACUGAAGAUACGAAUAAGAGGCCCAUUACCACGACCUCACCGUUAUCACCGCCGCCGACUCCUGUCAAUAGUUCCGCAGCUCAGUGCACGUAUGGUGAGUUGACCAUAAUUACACAGGAACAACUGCAAAACGAGCCAUUGAAUCUGGAAACCACAGGUAAGCGAUCCGCAUUAGAAAUACGAUUACAGGAACCGCCGCUUAAAAAGAAACGAGUUGUACAGCAACCGCAACCCGCAUUAGUCAAUGAGCCAGUGAAACCCGAAUGGGACCCAUUGGCAGAGCUCAAAGAGGUGCUUGCCGAUCCUAGUCUGGCCGUGCCCGAUCCUCUGCUAGUGCCCAGAGGUAGACUGGCCGCUUUGGUGGCCAGUCCGGCCACAGAAAUCCCCAAACUGUUACAAACGCCAACGCUAUUGCCACCGCCACCGGAUCUCGAUCUCUUCGCCGUCUCGCUGUCGCAUCUUCGGUCCAUAUUGCAACAGACACCAUGCUUCUUGGAUGAACGCAAAGCCGCGGACAGCAGUCAACAGUCAAGCAUUGAACAAAUGCUGUUAUUGUCGUACAUAUCUUCGAAGGAUAUGUCCGGCGUCGACAACGAGCUGAUAUCGAGCAUGCUGAGUUAUCUGCUACCGAACGAGGAGGCGGUGGCUUCGCAGCCGUACAGUUAUUCACAACAGAAGAACCAAUGGAACGACGUGUUCUACGGCGGUAAUUUGGCACCACCGCCGUACGGCGCAACGCCAGGCUACAACCAAACGGAUGACUGCAAUUGCGCGUCCGUAUCGCCGUUGCCCCCGUUGCCCCCGUUGCAACAGCAGCCGUCACGUCGGAUGCUGCAAAGACACCAGCAGCCUCCCCGGCCACUGCAACCGGUGCAACCGCAGCUGCAACAAACGCCGCAGGAGCAGCAAACGUCGCUGCUGCAACAGCCUCCGCCGCCAUUGCCGUCGCCGCUUCUGGUUCAGCCGACCAAACAGCAAGUUUGUCCGGAGCCUUACUGCAACGGGUUGCCGUCUCCGUGCUACGAGAGUUGUUGUUCGAAGGUCGCGGGUAGCGGUUGCAACUCCUACACUGUGAUGUCCCCGAACGGCUGUAACCCGUUCGUGGUGUCUCCGGUCCGUUGCGGUGGUCCCGUUAUGAAGACGUCUUGUCACGCGUACCCGCCGGCCGGCGCCGCUUGUUGUUUUUCCCCGGAUGUCGGCUACGGGUGCAACGAUCAGUCAUCAGCACCACCGAUGCCGCCAAAACUGCCCGCUUCGCCUCACAACCCCGGUCAAUACAACUACCAAACCGGUUUAUUGCAACCGCAGUCGUUGUCGUCGGCGGAAUGCAGCAGUGGCGGUGGCGGCGGCGGCGGAGGCGUCGGCUAUGUUGGCGGCGGUGCGGACAAUGUUGGCGGAGACCAACUGCAAUGUUCGACGAUUUCAACUGAUAAGCCACAGACGCCGCGACCGGAAGCUCGUUCGGGCGCCGAAGCCGCGGAUAAACCGUUGCAUAAACCCAAGAUCAAAGUCAAACAACAUUUAAUCGAUCCGAACACUAAACCGCGACUUUUGAACAUUCAUGGUGCCCUACACCUGGCUGGAGGUAAUCCGCAUGACCUGCUCAGUUCAUCGCUGUGGCACCCGUUAUUCGGCAGCCAAGAAAAGCGUUACGGCUGCCGGUGGCAGUGGACAACACCAGUUACUACGACCACCGCAUCAACUUCAGACACAUCCGGUAUACAUUAAACGGCAAUUUUUUAGCGGUUUAGUUGACUGGACUACACAUAAGACCUACAGUAUUUAUUUAUAUUAAUUAAUAUUGUUAUUAUUAUUUUUUAAUUGAAAAAUCCCUUUUUUAAUUUUUAUUUCUCAUUGAAAGUAAAUUUUCAUUAAAAUGUUUGAAAUUAUACCUAGGCAUAUAAGAAUAAGUUUAAAUGUAAGGAGAUAAAAAUUCAACCAUCUGACUAUGUCGGACCAGAUAGCGACCGUCGUUGUUGGGAUCGAUUAACCUUGACCUUUGCACCUUAUUAUAUUGGGUGACAAUUUUACCUGUAUUCCUGUCUUACGGUUUAGGAUCUGCUUCCUAAACUUUCCACUGUCGAACGUUGGAAUUCAUCCAACUUAAUUUAAAAAUACUAUAUUAUACAUAAUUUAAGUUUAAGGUGCUGAUUGAAAAAUUAAAAUAUGUUUUCGU
Molecule: messenger RNA, 3307 nt
Organism: Sipha flava (yellow sugarcane aphid)
Lineage: Eukaryota; Metazoa; Arthropoda; Insecta; Hemiptera; Aphididae
Exons: 2
Coding region: 334-2859 (841 amino acids)
Source: RefSeq, a predicted model, not a curated record